AUUUAGCACAUCCAAAAUCGUUCACAUCUUUAAGCAUUUUAGCCCCAAAAACAAGCAUCUUAUUUACAACUCUCUUUUCUCAACUUUCUCUUCCCAAGUAUCAUCAUAUAAAACAUGGGUUUUCGUUUACCUGGUAUCAGAAAGGCAUGUCUUCGAGCAAUCCAAGCAUCUUCAAAAGUUGUGGAUGUGCCAAAGGGUUACAUUGCAGUCUAUGUUGGAGAUCAAAGGAAGCGGUUUAUGAUCCCUUUGUCAUACUUGAACCAACCUUCAUUUCAAGAUCUGUUGAGUCAAGCUGAGGAAGAAUUUGGCUAUGACCAUCCAACUGGUGGUCUCACAAUUCCUUGUGGAGAAGAUGUGUUUUCAGAUAUCACUUCUCGCUUCGAUAGCUGCUAACUGCAUGAAAAUGGAACUGACUUAGAAGUAGACAUAUACUUGACACAUUUUUGUAUCAUAGUUACUUACCUUGAGAAUAUUUCCCUCUCCAUGUUUGAUGACCGAAUUUGGAAAAUGAAAUUUAAUCUGAAUGGGAAAGUUUUUGAACAGUAACCUUUUUCAAGUUUUAUUCUUUCAUAGUAUAUAUGUAUAUAUCUUAAAGAAAAGAACUUUAUUGAAUAGGAAAUGGGCUAAGCAUAUGUUUAUUUAAAUUGAACGACCUGAGCAAGAUUUCAUCAAUAUAGUUGAACAAGAAAAAUGAUUUAGGAUGGCCUGAUCAAACAAAAACACGAGUCUGAGAAUGGGACAGCAAUUUUUAUAUCUUCCUAUUUUGCUACAGCCAGUUGCACUUAUCAUCGUGUAGCAGCGCCGUACAUGAGAAAUAUUCACUCUUAUGAUGAUGCCCCACUUAGUUAUGAUAAACGAAUUUUGAUCACCUCUGCGUCAAGCAGCAGCUCCAUCUUCACAUGGGCGAUUCAGCAUAUUGUAGUUGCCUCUAGGACCAGAAUAGCAGAAAUUUGAUUGAAAUACAUUGAUAGUGUAAUUUUUGAGGAUUAUCAGAGUGAUAGAUGG
Messenger RNA from Vigna angularis (adzuki bean), 1005 nucleotides. RefSeq names its product auxin-induced protein 15A-like. Lineage: Eukaryota; Viridiplantae; Streptophyta; Magnoliopsida; Fabales; Fabaceae. The transcript has a single exon. The record is from RefSeq and is a predicted model, not a curated record. Bases 115 to 393 code for a protein of 92 amino acids. Gene Ontology annotation, biological process: response to auxin.